Molecule: messenger RNA, 2470 nt
Organism: Cynoglossus semilaevis (tongue sole)
Lineage: Eukaryota; Metazoa; Chordata; Actinopteri; Pleuronectiformes; Cynoglossidae
Gene: utp4
Product: UTP4 small subunit processome component
Exons: 17
Coding region: 152-2209 (685 amino acids)
Biological process (GO): maturation of SSU-rRNA from tricistronic rRNA transcript (SSU-rRNA, 5.8S rRNA, LSU-rRNA)
Cellular component (GO): 90S preribosome; t-UTP complex; small-subunit processome
Molecular function (GO): RNA binding; protein binding
Source: RefSeq, a predicted model, not a curated record
GUAGGUGGCAGUGUUCAUACACCACUGAACUCAUGGUAUGAGUACCACUUCCGGGUAAAGGUUCACCAACGUGGCCGCUGAUGUUUUCACUGCGUGUGGAUUUCAAAACGUGGAAAACAGAACAGCUCGGUGACACCAAGAGAAGGUAGAAAUGGGUGAGUUUAAGGUCCAUCGCGUUCGCUUCUUCGAGUACUUGCCCAGUGCGAUCCGAGCUCUGGCGUUUAACAAAGACUCAGAGCGAAUGGCUGUGGCUCGGACAGACGGAGCGGUGGAGAUCUUCAACUUCAGCGACAACUACUUCCAGGAAAAGGUGAUUCCAGGUAAAGACAGCAGAGCUGCAGAGACACUGUGUUGGCUUCACCAUCGGCUCUUUGCUGCUGGUUUGAACGGUGAGAUCACAGAGUACGACCUGGAAAACCUGAAGCCCAGGUCCAGUGUGGAGACGUUUGGUGGACCAGUGUGGACCAUCGGCUGCAACCGACAGGGCACCAUGCUGGCUGCGGGCUGUGAGAAUGGGACAGUGAAGAUUUUUGAAGUCCAGGAGGAGAAGAUUCAGCUUCAGAGGAGCCUGGAGAGACAGAAAGGCCGUAUCCUGUCUCUGUCCUGGCAUCCGUCUGGAGCUCAGCUCGCCGCUGGAACCAUGGACAUGAUCAGAAUCUUCGACGUCCAGACAGGCUGUGCCACACACAGGCUGCUGGUGGACAGAGGAGUGGGAACGUGUAGAAACCGAGAGGUGGUGGUGUGGAGCGUCCUCUUCCUCUCUGACAGAACCGUCAUCAGUGGGGACUCGGCGGGGAAGGUCCAGAUCUGGGACGGAGCGACGGGAACUCUGAUCAGGACUCACCUGGUCACCAAAUGGGAUGUUCUGGCUCUGGCCGUGUCUCAGGAUGAGAGCAGUGUGAUAGCCGGAACCUCCGAGGGAACCGUGGUCCAGUUCCAGUUCCUGCCCUCCACCAUGGGACAGCAGGAGAAGGAGUGGGUCAGAACCAGGACCUUUAAGAACCACUCGCAUGACGUGAGGGCGCUGAUCCACACAGACACUGCUGUGGUCUCUGGAGGUAUGGACACUCAGCUGGUGGUGCGACCUCUCCUGGACAAAGUGGAGAAGAACACACAGGAAUCGUCGAUGAGGAAAAUCCUUUUCCCUCACAAGCCUCUGGUGGACUGUGCUCACAGAGCAGGUCUCCUCUUGUUCCAGUUCACUGAUCAUUUAGAGCUGUGGAGGUUGGGGGAGAGUGAAGGACAGGGGAAACCUGGUGAGAGUUUACCAGUGAAGAAGAAACCAGAGAAACUGAUUCACCUGAAGAAGAAGGGAGACGAUCACAUCUGCAGCAGUGCCUUGUCAUCGUGUGGAGGUUGGUUGGUGUUCUCCACCAUCUGCAGCGUCAGACUCUACAGAGUCCAGCUCAGUAACAACACCGUCAGUCUCACCAAGGUGUCCAAACUUCCCAGAAUCCUUUGCUGGGCCCAUCAGCUGUGUUUCUCAGCGGACUCCUCCAGACUGUUCGCUGCUGGCGCUCGUUCUUCAGUUCAUGUCUUUUCUCUCAGUCAGUCUGAGUGUAAACACAUUCACACACUGAGACCAAAGUCAGGGUCCAGGCAGCCGCUCCACCUGCUCUGUGUCAGUCAGGACGGUCACUGGUUAGCUGCAGCUAACACAGACUGUGAGGUCACCGUCUAUGACCUCAAAACCAUGAAGCUCCACUGUACAGUUCCAGUCUACUCUUCCUGUCCCACAGCCAUGGCCUUUCAUCCAGUCUACAACAACCUGCUGAUGACUCAUGCUGACCAGCAGCUGAGUGAGUUCUCGGUGCAGCAGCGCUCGUACACAGAGUGGAGUCGAGCUCUGCACCGACGAGGUCUUCACCCUUUGUGGCUGAAGAGAGACACACCUGUCACUCACAUCACCUUCAAUCCCACAAACCCCGCCCACAUCCUCCUGCACGACACCUACAUGUUCUGCAUCAUUGACCAGACACUGCCCCUCCCUGAUGAAAAGUCAGUGCUCUUCAACCAGAUGAUGCUGAGGAGUCUCCCUGAGUCUGAGAGGAUGAGACACAGCCACGCCUUCAAGAUCUGCAAGAACUUUCAGAACAUCCUGUGUUUCGAUUUAUUAGAGGACCAGUCUUUGGUGGUGGUGGAGCGCCCCCUGCUGGAUAUCAUGUCUCAGCUGCCUGCACCAGUGAGACAGAAGAAAUUUGCCACAUAAAAGACUGCAGAUUGAAAUCAGAACGACAGAGAACGAGCGGCUGCUUUGUUGAAAACUGUUUUUAUAAAGUGUUCGAACCAUUUACAGACUAUUUACACUUGUCCACAGUCUUUACUUAAACCUCAGUUCACUCCAGUGUUUUCAGGAAGAUGAUACUGAGCUGUGAUGAGGUCACAUGACCAUCAGACCCACCAGUGACCAGGUGGAGGAAGCAAAACACAAAAAGUUUUUUCAUAAAUAACAAAUGUGUAAAGUAAAAAA